This is a messenger RNA of Pseudovirgaria hyperparasitica, 1213 nucleotides long. RefSeq names its product flavo protein WrbA. The record is from RefSeq and is a predicted model, not a curated record. Gene Ontology annotation, molecular function: FMN binding; NAD(P)H dehydrogenase (quinone) activity. The transcript has 5 exons. Lineage: Eukaryota; Fungi; Ascomycota; Dothideomycetes; Acrospermales; Acrospermaceae. The coding region runs from base 329 to 946 and encodes 205 amino acids.
UUGUAAUGGUUGGUUAAGCAGCCAGAUUCGGAGAACUUGGGCCGCUAAACCCCACUUGCUCGAUGCUCUUUGGAGCUUUGUGCUAGCUAUGUCUCGUUCUCGGUGCUUCUUUUCUCGUGUCUCCUGCAUCAUGAGCAGCAAGUCUGUGGGGUAUACGCGGAACUUGCAAGUUGACGGCGUAGCCAUGUACGACCCCAAGCCCACCGAGACGAGGUAUAAAGAGGGAUCCCGCUGUGUUCAUUGAUAUAUCUCAUUCUUGACCAUACCAGCCAAUAUCGAGACUUUAUAUCCAUUUCCACUGAAAUUUGGAAAACAGCAUUCAUUCACCAUGGCUCCCAAGAUUGCAAUCGUCUACUAUUCCAUGUAUGGGCACAUCAAGCAGCUAGCUGAUGCUGAGAAGAAGGGUAUUGAGGCUGCUGGUGGCAGUGUAACGGUCUACCAAGUCCCAGAGACCCUCAGCGACGAGGUCCUCGGCAAGAUGCACGCCCCAGCAAAGUCCUCCGAUGUGCCAGUCCUCACCGACGUCAACACCCUGAAAGAAUACGAUGCCUUCCUCUUCGGCAUCCCCACACGAUACGGAAACUUUCCUGCCCAGUGGAAGGUCCUCUGGGACAAGACAGGCGGUCUAUGGAGCCAAGGUGCUCUAUGGGGUAAAUACGCCGGUCUCUUCGUCAGUUCCGGCACCCCGGGCGGAGGUCAAGAAUCCACCGCCAUUGCGGCGAUGAGCACGCUGGCUCACCACGGUCUCAUCUACGUCCCGCUCGGAUACAAGGUGGCUGGUGAUCUGCUCAGUGAUGUGAGCGAGCUUCAUGGAGGCUCUCCAUGGGGAGCAGGCACAUUCGCUGGCUCUCAGGGCCAGCGCCAGCCUUCUCCCAAGGAGCUCGAGAUCGCCGAGAGACAGGGCAAGGCCUUCUACGAGGCUGUGUCCAAGGUUAACUUCGCGUGACUAGAUGGCCAGAAGAAGCAGCCCGUACCACCACCAGCCAGUGGUAACGACAGGGCCACUUCCACGCCAGCAGCGACGAACAACCAGGAGAAUGGAUCUAGCCCGCAAGAGCGCAAAGAGCAUGACAAAGGCGGUCCCUGUGGCCUACCAUCCAAGUGUGUCGUCAUCUAGAAUGAAUAGCACUAACAAAUGAUCAAUCAUUUCCCCUGUACUGUCUCAUCCAAACGUCCAAGAAUUCCUUAGAUGAUUACUCUGACUCACCCUGUG